AUGCCGAUCAACACCGACAACGAUGGCUACCGUCUAGGAGCCGACGUGGGCGGCACCUUCACAGACGUGUAUGCCCUCACACCAGAAGGGCAAAUUGCGCGGGCCAAAGUGCCUACGACAGUGGAAGACCAAAGUAUCGGAAUCAAGAACGGCAUUAGCCGCGUACAGCAAGCAUUGAGAGAGCGAUCCGCUUGGGACGGCAAAUUCCAGUUCAUCCACCACGGCACGACUGUCGCGACAAACGCCGUCCUCGAAGGCAAGGGCGCGCAGACGGGGCUGAUCGUCACCGUGGGCCAUAAGGAUAUCCUCGCUGUGCGCCGGUCGCAGAUCCCCGGGGGUCUCGGCGCGUGGCUGCACUAUACUCCUCCCGACCCGAUUGUCCCUCUCGAGCGCGUGAUACAGUGUUCGGAGCGCAUGUCUGUUGAUGGGAAGACGGUUGUUCCCGUUGAUGUAGCGACGCUUCGUGGCGAGUUGCAGAAGGCUUGGGUCAAGGAGAGACCAGAGGCUGUAGCGAUCUCGUUGCUGAAUUCGCACGCAAACAGCGAGCAUGAAGACGUGGUUGCUGGCGUGGUCCGCGAGGUGCUGGGAUCUAAUAUCACAAUCAUCUGCUCGAGCGAUGUUCUUCGCGAGGUCGGUGAAUACGAACGUACCGUGACGACUUGCACCAAUGCGCUCAUCAAGCCCGUGGUUCAGACGUAUCUCAGCAAUUUGCAGACCCUGCUCGCAGAAGAUGGGGACGUCAUUCGCAUUCUCAAGUCAGACGGCGGACUAACAAGUCUGGAUCUCGCAGGGCAGCUGCCCGUGAAUAUCCUCAUGUCUGGCCCUGCUGGGGGCGUCCAGGGCGUCGCAGACGUUGUAACGCGAAACACUCAAUAUAGAAAUCUAAUCACCUUCGACAUGGGUGGAACCUCUACAGACGUCGCCUUGGUUUACCAGGGCAAGCCCCGGCUCCGCCGUGAGACAGUCGUAGGCGAUCUAACUGUCCGCUCGCCCGCUGUGGAUAUACGAACCGUUGGAGCCGGCGGCGGCUCAAUCGCGAAGUAUAUGCACAUCUCAGAAACACUGCGCGUCGGACCAGAAAGCGCCGGUGCAACGCCCGGCCCUGCGUCGUACAACAAGGGCGGCACUGAAGCGACAGUGACCGACGCGAAUCUCGUCCUGGGUUACUUGCCGGAUACCCUGCUGGGAGGAGAAUUCACGCUGAACGCGAAGGCUGCAUGGGCGGCUGUCGAGCAAAUCGCAAAGCAGAUGAAUCUGCCUGUGACGCAGACAGCCGAGGACAUAAAUAAUCUGGUGAAUGAGACCAUGUACGGCGCCCUGCGGCUCGUCUCCGUAGAGCAGGGCUAUGACCCUAAGGACUUUGCGCUUGUUGCGUUUGGAGGCGCCGGGCCUCUGCAUGCCAACGCUGUCGGCAAGCUGCUUGGUGCCUGGCCUGUCAUUGUGCCUCCUUUUCCUGGCACGCUCUGCGCCCUGGGCGAUGCAACUACAAGGCUGAGCCACUCGCAGUCCUCGUCGUUUAUACGUCAACUGGCGGCAACAACCUCGCAGGAGGUGAAACGUCGCUUUGAGGAACUGGAAAUGUUGUGCAGAGAGACUAUGCUGUCUUCAAACGCAAACCAGGAAAUCCCGCUUGAUAUCACCUACCACAUCGAUCUGCGCUACAGCGGUCAGGCUCUGAAUUUGACAGUCGAGCUGGAGCGAGAUGAUCUCUCACUGGCCGACGAGGAAUGGAGGAAGGUCCUGCAGACCAAAUUCGACCAGCUCCACGACCAGCAGUUCAAGUACUGCCUCCCCAAUUUCAAGCUGGAAUUGAUGCGUCUCGAGGUCGUUGCUGUUGAUGCCAGGCCUCCCAUCGACUACCCUCAUCUCAGCAAAGCUACGUCAAGCAAACCACCGGCUGCGGCCCUAGUGUCGACGAAGACGAUUAUUGUGGAAGGCUGCGAGAUUGAGGCGGCGCUCUGGGACCGCGAGAAAGUGAGCCAGCAGGGGGUCCGCCUGAACGGGCCAUGCAUCAUCACUGAAACAGACAGCAACACUCUGAUUCUGCCUGGCUACUACGGAGAAAUCGACUCAAUUGGAAAUAUCCUCAUUCAACCGGUGGACGGGGUGACACGCGAAGAAACAAAGGACGAAAAUCCAGAAAUUGCGAUGAAGACGGUGCAAUCGACGCCCUUGAUCCCCACCCUCAUCGCCUCUGCCCUCGCCUCGAUCCGCAGCGAGAUGGACACACUUAUGCUGCGCUGCAGUAUGUCCCCCGCGAUUCGAGAGCAGCAGGAUGAAUUCAAUGUGAUCACUACGGCCGAGGGCAAGAUGCUCGUCGGCCAAUUUGGCAGUUUUAUUACGCAGUUCCUGCGAGCGUGGAAAGGCACCAUUGAAGAAGGCGAUAUGUUUAUCACUAAUGAUACAUACAUGAUUGAAGGCGCUGUGACGCACUUGAAUGACGUGAUUGUCCUCCUGCCCAUCUUCCACGAGCACAGACUGCUCGGGUGGGCGUCGCAGUUUGGACACCUUACUGACGUUGGAGGUAUUGUUCCAGGCAGUAUGUCUAUCAAUGCAACGUCUGUCUUCGACGACGGCGUCCAGAUCCCUUGUAUCAAGCUGUACUCGAAGGGAGUCAUGAACUCGGACCUUGUUGACCUGCUAUGCCGUAACUCGCGCCAGCCUGACUGGUACCGGUCCGACCUGAUGGCAAUCAUUACUGCGUGCCGCACAGCUGCUAGUCGAGUCUGCGAGCUGGCCACACGAUUCGGAAGCGAGAUAUACCUCGCGGCCUGCAAUGAGCUCCUCCUGCGCAACCGCGUCGCCAUGGCCAAGAUCAUUGACACCGACUUCGACCCCGAGCCGACGACAUUCACCGACUUUGUCGAUGACGAUGGCCACGGCGUUGGACCCUGGGCACUCACCUGCACAACGAAGAAAUUCCCAGGUGGCCGCCUCCUCUUUGACUGGAGCGGAACUUCCCCUCAGAGCGACCACAGCAUCAACUUCUACCUCUCAGAGACCAUGUUCAAGAUGUUCAUCGGCUACUACAUGAUCGCUGCUGCAGCCCCUGGGACAGUGAUCAACGACGGUUUCCACGACCUGAUCGAUGUGUACAUCCCCGAGGGGAGCAUUCUCAAGCCCGUCAGGCCGGCCCCAAUCUCCUGCCGAACGCAUAUGCUCGGCCGUACAAUGGACGUCAUGCAAGCACUCAUCGCGAAGAAGAACCCGGUUUAUGCGGCCGCCGCAGGCUUCAGCGACUCUCCGCACUUCUUUUACUCGGGCUACAAGCCCGACGGCGAGUGGUACCAGUUGUACCAGAUUGGCUUUGGCGGUGUUCCCGCGCGACAGGCCGGCGACGGGCUUGACUGUCACUGCCUUUUCCCCGCUAUCAAGUCCAUCCCGACAGAAAUCAUUGAGCUGAAUUACCCUCUUCGCAUUGAGGCGAAUGAGAGUGUCCCUGAUAGCGGAGGGCCGGGGUUCUUCCGUGGUGGGAACGCGCAGCGCACUCUCUACCGCUUCCUCUCACGCGGAGAAUUCAGUCUGCAUGAUGAUCGGUGGUUCACGAAGCCGUGGGGAAUCCGCGGGGGAAAGCCGGGUUCGCGGUCGAGGAAGGUGCUCUAUCGGUACUCGAAAUCGGAGACUGAACCGCCCGUUGAAGUCCUCCCCUCGAAAUGUGACCAUGUCCGUGUUGAUCCCGGGGACCUGCUUGAAUGGGUAACCUGGGGAGGUGGUGGACUGGGCGACCCUCUCACACGACCAGCUGAGAAAGUCGCACUGGACGUGCGUCGCAAGCUUGUGACGAUCGAAGGAGCGUAUCAGAAUUAUGGAGUGGUCGUGGGUACGGAAGACCUCAUUCUCAACGAAGCUAAAACUGAAGCUCUACGAAAGACCCUUGCCGCAGCCCGUGAUGCAGCAGGAGGAGCGAGAGAGGGAUAUGAUCGGGGCGGGAGCAUCGAGGAGUUGAGGCAGUCCUGCCUGAAGGAAACGGGACUUGCGCCUCCAAGCCCACAGUGGGAGGUCGACCUUUACGGGCCGCACGUGCAGAUUCCCUAUGUGCAGAAGUGGUACAAGCAUAUGAAGGAAGCUGGCGGGUGGGAUUUGAAGUAG
Aspergillus nidulans FGSC A4 is the source of this 4089-nucleotide messenger RNA. RefSeq lists its product as uncharacterized. The transcript has a single exon. Lineage: Eukaryota; Fungi; Ascomycota; Eurotiomycetes; Eurotiales; Aspergillaceae. The record is from RefSeq and is a predicted model, not a curated record. The coding region runs from base 1 to 4089 and encodes 1362 amino acids. Gene Ontology annotation, molecular function: catalytic activity; hydrolase activity.